AUGGCUACCAGAGUCCAGGUCGAGACGUCGACCAUGUCCUUUGCGAAACCCCGACCCAUCGUCGCUAUCGAGGAGGUCCGAGGCCACGAGGAGCCGAGUAUCCUGGUGUUAUACGAACGAGAUCAAGAGCAGAUUGUUGCAGAGAUAGCUGGUGUGCUCGGUCAACAGUGGCGUCUGAUCGACCCUGAAGACGGCGAUGCCUCUCCCAUUGACGGCACUGUCGUUGGUAUAUGCGGCGCUCAUGAUACAUUGAGAUGGCGAGGCUCCAGCACUGUCCUGGCCACCCACUGUCUAGAUGAUCCCAACCCUGCUGUUGGUUCUCGGUCCUCCAUCUGCGACUAUGAAUACCUCUACACAACCAAGCCUUUCUUCAGGCGAGAUCUGGCCAGGUUUCUCUCUUUCGUUCUCGGCCAGAUCAACCCGCACAAGGACCUCGCGAAGAAGGCAAAGACGACUCUGAUCUCCACAACCUUCCCCGACGUGCAUGCCGCGCUACCGAAUCUCGACAUCCUCUCUGUUGGUGCCGAUGCCAUCGAGAUUCGUGUUGAUCUGCUGAAGGAGACGAAACCCGACGGUUCUUUCAGCGACGUUCCAAGCUUACAAUAUGUCGGUGAACAGUUGAUGACUUUGCGUCAACGAACAGAACUGCCCAUCAUAUUCACCACCCGCUGCACAAAAGAGAACGGCCGAUUUCCUAUGGACGACCCCAAGUUGUUUUACGACUAUCUGUAUCGUGCUGUUCAAUGGGGCUGCGAAUACAUUGAUGUUGAGCUCUGGCUUCCUGAGGACCUUAGGCGCAAACUCGCUUCCCAGAAAGGAAACAGCAAGAUCAUCUCCGCCUUUCACGACUUUUCUGGAAACUUCAAAUGGACAUCGCCCGACGCCCAAAGACUAUUCGGGCAGGGCGCUAUUUACGGAGAUGUUGUCAAGAUGAUCGCUCUUGUGAGCACCAUGCAAGAGAACUACGAGCUUGAGUAUUUCCGAUCCAUCAUUCAGAGCACCUAUCCCUACCCACCUUUCUCUGGUUUGAACAUGGGACCCAUGGGACAGCUUUCAAGAGCCUUGAACAAAAUCUUCACGCCAAUCACACACCCACUAUUACCUAUAAUCGCUGCACCAGGACAGCUCAGCGCUGCCGAGAUCAAUUCCGCCCUCCACUCCAUGGGACAAAUGCCGAAGCUUGAUAUGUACUGCUUUGGUAGCAUGCGCGCUACAGGACAAGCCAUGUUCUUCGAAAAGUGUAUCAACGAGUUGAGCUUACCUCACCAACUUGUUUGUGUCGAGCAAAGCUCCCAGGACGGGCUUGCUACUGUGGUCAAGAUACCACAUUUCGGAGGCGCAUUCAUCAAUCCUCCUAUUGCGGCAUCGGCGCCCUGUCUCCCCUCAAUCUCGGAUGCAGCGGCCUCAAUCGGUCAGAUCGAUACCGUGGUCGCUCGUUCAGACGGUGACAAAACAAAUCUCGUAGGCGACAACGCGACUUGGAAAGGAAUCAGAGCAACUCUUUGCCGAGACUUUGUUCCCUCAGCAUAUAGUGGACAAGCAGCGAUACUAUUGGCCAGCCAAGAGUCUCAAGCAGCAGCGGCGGUAUUCGCACUCCGCAGCCUCAACAUCGGACCAAUCUACACCAUUGGCUUCAAGGUCCAAGGCCCACUGUCUGGGUUCGUCACGCCUUUCAAAGGAUUGGAAGAUGUCAAGAAAGUCGAGCAGCCUGCGGUCAUCAUCUCAGCGCUCCGAGCAGACAAAUCGCUUCUGGUCUCGCCCCUGCUGAAGCACUAUGGAGGCCACAAACCGGAGCAGCGAAAGGCAGCAAAGGUCUUCUUGGACUUGAGCAAUGGACCUCGCAAAGGCGAUCCAGUCGCCCUUGCCGAGACACAAGGCUGGGCCGCCUACGGCAUCGCCGACGUCAACGCAUGGACGACAGUCGAAACACUGAGGCUUCUGGUCGGCCAAAAUGUUCCCUACGAUUUCGUGCGGCUUGCAGCUGGACGAAGUAUUUACUGA
Messenger RNA from Aureobasidium namibiae CBS 147.97, 2001 nucleotides. Its product is annotated as aldolase. The record is from RefSeq and is a predicted model, not a curated record. Gene Ontology annotation, molecular function: 3-dehydroquinate dehydratase activity. The coding region runs from base 1 to 2001 and encodes 666 amino acids. NCBI's taxonomy places the organism in Eukaryota, Fungi, Ascomycota, Dothideomycetes, Dothideales, Saccotheciaceae. The transcript has a single exon.